Messenger RNA from Clonostachys byssicola, 1224 nucleotides. The record is from the annotation of a GenBank genome assembly. Lineage: Eukaryota; Fungi; Ascomycota; Sordariomycetes; Hypocreales; Bionectriaceae.
AUGGGCGGAUCGAGGCUGCGGCUCGAGCUGUUUUUGCGCUCCAUUGCAGCACGCCCUGAUCUCGCUCGUUCAGUCAAAGCAGUCGCUCUAGAUCCAUUUUUCACUACAACUCUGGAUUUCUUUGCGAGUCGGGAUGCCUUUGAAGAUUGCGCGCAUGCGCUUGGCACCAGCGCCCUUGACAUCUGGAGGCAGACAGAGCAUGCCUAUCGGGCCAACCCACAAACCCAGCAUCAGGGCUAUGAGGCAUUCUUCGUAAGAGAUGCUGACCCUGGUAACUGGGCUCAGCGCUCGUCUAUCCCCUUUCUCGCCAGCCAGCUCCUUACAAUGCUAGUUGCCUUGUCGCCCAACCUGAGCUACCUCAAGGUAAUCAGUGGCAUGGAUCAACUUGACCUAUCUCGAGCAACCUCGAAUGCAAUUGGUCUCACCAGGCUACCUCUCAAGACUCUUGAUUCAACGCUUCGCUUUGAAUCUCUCUUAGAACUGUCGCCAGAUAUAGGGGCUCUAGUAUGCCGAUAUGCGCUUCCCCGGGGCAGCUUUCCUAACGUCCAAUCGCUCGUCGCCAUCGUCCGCCACGACCCCUCUCAAGGCCCUCUCGCCGUCACGAAUCUUCUGUCUGCAUGUACUGGCCAUGUCUCUAAUUUUUCGUAUAGAGCAGCCAAUCCGACGCUCACAGCCGUGGGGAUUGUCCGCUUCCUCAGCACUGAAAAGCUACACGCCACUCUUGAGUCAAUCCAUAUCGACUGCCGAUGGCAUAAUUUCACCGCUCAGAAUCGUGUCAUGCCGAACUUCAGACCGUUUCUAAAUCUACGGGCUCUCUUGCUCAGCAUCUGCCUCGUGCAUGCGGAUAUAGACUCCGAUAGCCAAACCCUUGCGAGCAUGCUCCCUGCCAGUAUUACGUCCCUGACGCUCGUGGGUAAUGGCGUGGCAACAUCAUACUCUUUCCUUCAAGACAAAUACGUCCGUCGCCUCCGAGGCCAACUCAUGGGUCUCGCUGAAGCAAAAGCAGAAGGCUCGGGUUUCGAGCACCUGACUCUAGUAAGAUGCGAUUCCUCCCUCGUGUGCAGCCGAUAUGUGAGGGGCAGGUUCAAGCGGGUUGGUGUUGAUCUCGUGUAUCAAGAGUUCCCGAGGCCGGACUUUGAUUUUCAGGACGUGUAUCCUCAGUACAUGCCAAUACCAGACGGUCUGGACCAGCCACUACCGGGGUCAGAUGAUGAUGAUCUAUAG